AUGGAUCCAUCAUCAACACUCCGCCGAAACGACGUAGCUUCCUUCGACCACGAAACUUCAUCAGGAUAUUUGCGCUCUUCAUCUUCCGAUGAGGACGUUUCGCCCUCCAGCUCCAUGCAAUCUACCAACCGCCGACUCGACUACAUGCUCCAGUUCCUCGACCGCAAGCUCUCCGCCGAACAUCGCCAGUCCUCCGGCUCACGCGUCGCGCCGCUGCCGGAGUUCGUUGCGAAGGGAGGCGGCGCCGGCAUCUUCCGCCUUCCCGCGCGCGGGGCGGUGAACCCUGCGCGGCCGCCAAGCCUCAAACUGCGGCCGCACCCGCUGCGGGAGACGCAGAUUGGGCGUUUCCUGAGGAGCAUUGUUUCCACCGAGUCGCAGCUGUGGGCGGCUUCCGAGUGCGGCGUGAGGUUCUGGAACUUCAAGGAUCUGUACGCGUCGUGGUGCGGUGUUGGAGAAGAAGGCGCAGUUGCGAGGAUCGGCGACGAGGAGAGUGCGCCGUUUCGGGAAUCGGUGUGGAGUUCGCCGACGCUGUGCUUGGUUGCGGAUGAGGGAAACAGGUUGGUGUGGAGUGGACACAGGGAUGGGAAGAUUAGGUGCUGGAAGAUGGAUGAUCAGAGUUUGGAGGAUAACAAUAACUGCGAUUGGAGCAAUCGGUUUAAGGAGAACUUGUCUUGGCAGGCUCACCGUGGCCCUGUUCUUUCCCUUACCUUCACCUCUUAUGGGGAUCUGUGGUCGGGUUCAGAAGGAGGAGGUAUAAAAAUAUGGCCUUGGGAGGCAGUUGAAAAAUCUAUUCAUCUGACAAAGGAGGAAAGGCACAGCGCUGUUAUAUUUGUGGAGAGGUCCUAUGUUGACUUACGGAGCCAACUAUCUACAAAUGGCUUAAGUAACAUGCUGACUUCAGAUGUAAAGUACUUAGUAUCUGAUAAUUCGAGAGCAAAGGUGUGGAGUGCUGGUUAUUUUUCAUUCGCUUUGUGGGAUGCUCGUACAAGAGAGCUACUGAAAGUUUUCAAUUCAGAUGGACAAAUUGAAAAUCGGUCAGAUUUGUCUUCAAUUCAAGAUUUUUCAGUGGAGCUUGUUUCAAGGAAAGACAAAAAUCAAAGUUCCAUUGGGUUCUUUCAGCGUUCACGUAAUGCCAUAAUGGGGGCUGCUGAUGCUGUUCGUCGAGUUGCAGCAAAGGGAGGCUUUGGGGAUGAUAAUCGGCGAACUGAAGCACUAGUGGUAACAAUAGAUGGAAUGAUUUGGACAGGGUGUACAAGUGGCUUACUGGUGCAAUGGGAUGGGAAUGGCAAUCGCAUACAAGAAUUUCUUUACCAUUCAUCUGCCGUUCAGUGUUUUUCUACUUUUGGCAUGCAAAUUUGGGUAGGUUAUGUGUCUGGAACUGUCCAGGUAUUGGACAUUAAGGGUAAUUUGAUUGGGGGAUGGGUGGCUCAUGGCAGUCCAAUUGUAAAAAUGACAAUUGGUGCUGGUUUUAUAUUUGCAUUGGCUAACCACGGUGGUAUACGAGGAUGGAACAUCACCUCUCCUGGGCCUGUUGAUAGCAUAUUGCGUUCAGAAUUGGCUGGCAAAGAAUUUUUGUAUACUAAAAUAGAAAAUAUGAAAAUAUUGAGUGGCACUUGGAAUGUUGGGCAAGGAAAAGCAUCUCAAGAUUCCCUUACUUCAUGGCUAGGUUCUGUUGCCUCAGAUGUCAGUCUUGUUGUUGUUGGGUUGCAAGAGGUUGAAAUGGGUGCUGGAUUUCUUGCAAUGUCUGCAGCUAAAGAAACUGUAGGAUUGGAGGGAAGUUCUGUUGGGCAGUGGUGGUUGGAUAUGAUAGACAAAACAUUAGAUGAAGGUUCAACAUUUGAACGGAUUGGAUCCAGACAACUUGCUGGCUUGGUCAUUGCUGUGUGGGUUAAAACCAACAUUAGAUUUCAUGUUGGGGAUGUUGAUGUGGCAGCAGUUCCAUGCGGCUUUGGACGUGCUAUUGGCAAUAAGGGAGCUGUUGGUUUGAGGAUUAGAGUGUAUGAUCGGAUAAUUUGUUUUGUUAAUUGUCACUUCGCUGCACAUUUAGAUGCAGUUGGUCGUCGCAAUGCAGAUUUUGAUCAUGUAUACCGAACAAUGACUUUCAGUCGGCCAACAAACCUCUUAAAUACUACAGCUGCUGGCACAUCAUCUUCCGUUCCGAUGUUUCGUGGUACAAAUUCCACAGAAGGGAUGCCCGAGUUAUCUGAGGCAGACAUGGUUGUGUUUCUUGGUGAUUUUAAUUAUCGACUUGAUGACAUUUCAUACGAUGAAGCAAGAGAUUUUGUUUCUCAAAGAUGUUUUGACUGGCUUAGAGAAAGGGAUCAACUUCGUGCUGAAAUGGAAGCUGGGAAUGUCUUCCAAGGAAUGCGGGAAGCAAUUAUAACAUUUCCUCCCACAUACAAGUUUGAGCGACACCAAGCUGGCUUGGCAGGGUACGAUUCUGGUGAAAAGAAACGCAUCCCUGCCUGGUGUGACAGAAUUCUGUAUCGUGAUAGCUGCACAUCUUUGGUGGCUGAAUGCAGUUUAGCGUGUCCCAUUCUUGCCUCAGUAUUACAAUUAAAACACCCUGCCAGAAGGAAUAUGCAGUCUCUGAUCCCUGUAUCUGAAAGGGGACUUCUUUAUUCUGAGGCAUGCGGAGGAAUGGAAAUAUUAUAUUUCUGGAGAGCCUUAAGGCUAAUUGAAGGACAGAUGGCCUUUCCUAGCCCUGUUCGCCUGCUAUUAGGCCAUCUCACCUUCAAUAGGUAUGAAGCUUGCAUGGAUGUCACCGAUAGUGACCACAAGCCUGUCCGCUGCAUAUUUUCUACUGAUAUUGCUCGAGUAGACGAAUCAAUCCGGAGACAGGAGUUUGGAGAGAUUAUUGAAUCAAAUGAGAAAAUUAAAUUUCUUCUAAAAGAAUUAUGCAAGAUUCCUGAAACUAUCAUUAGUACAAACAACAUAAUUCUUCAAAACCAGGACACAUUAAUUUUGCGUAUUACGAAUAAAUGUGCAGAAGGCAAUGCUUUGUUUGAAAUUAUUUGUGAAGGUCAGUCUACUGUUACAGAGGAUCAGAAGGCUACUGACUAUCAGUUGAGGGGUUCAUUUGGUUUCCCAAGGUGGCUUGAGGUGAGUCCUGCAACUGGUAUAAUAAAACCAGAUCAAAUUGUUGAAGUAUCAGUGCAUCAUGAGGAAUUUCAGACUCUAGAGGAGUUUGUUGAUGGUGUUGUACAAAAUUCUUGGUGUGAAGACUCCAGAGACAAGGAAGCUAUUUUGGUUGUUAAGGUGCAUGGGAAUUACACUAUUCAGCCAAGGAAACAUCGAGUCCGUGUUCACCAUUGUUAUUCAUCCAAGAAAAAACCUAUGCUUGACUCUCAACCAGGCGGCUCCAGGAAUAUCCAAGGAACUGUGCUACACCGAUCUGAUUUCCAACCAUUCAGCACUUCUUAUGAUGUUGUUGACCAGCUACAGAAAUUGCAUGGCCCUUAA
Messenger RNA from Sphenostylis stenocarpa, 3462 nucleotides. The record is from the annotation of a GenBank genome assembly. Lineage: Eukaryota; Viridiplantae; Streptophyta; Magnoliopsida; Fabales; Fabaceae.